This is a messenger RNA of Selaginella moellendorffii, 1307 nucleotides long. Its product is annotated as spidroin-1-like. The record is from RefSeq and is a predicted model, not a curated record. Lineage: Eukaryota; Viridiplantae; Streptophyta; Lycopodiopsida; Selaginellales; Selaginellaceae. The transcript has a single exon. The coding region runs from base 265 to 1287 and encodes 340 amino acids.
CUACUCACGAACCCUGCUGGCGCACACGCCCGCCGGGAGUGGUUCUCCGGGCCGGCCCGGAGAGGAACGCGAUGAUCGGGGCGACCACCCCCACGACGGAGGGAGGACAGAGUGAAAAGGAGGGGCAUGAUGGCAUGGCCCAUGGGGAGGCCAAGCCCGGCCCGGGGAGAGGCAUAGCCGUAUCGAGGUGGCUGGUGGAAUCCGUGCGCGGAUGGGGAGUACUGGCUCGUGUCUUGAGUAGGAGGGCACCACCCAACCCGCAUCAUGGGGCGGGUCGGAGAGGCCUGUGGACCCUUUGCUGCCGGAAGAAUGGGCAUGCCCGGGAGAGGGGGAGCGGAUCGACGGAGCGGCAGGGCCGGCCAGCUCUGCAGGGUGUGGGCCAUUCGGACGGGGAUAGCGGCUCGGGCUAUACACACACCGCGGCGCCCAAGAAGGUAUACGUAUGCACCGACACUCUCGCCCGUCUCUGGGGCCACGAGGGCUUUCGGUCGUGUGGCGUGUGUCGUGGGCGGCGCGUUCCCCCCCUGGUGCGGUGGGUGCGCCAGCCAAACGGGGUCCCCGGCGCACCGGGCCUUUGGCUCGCGAUCGGACCGAAGAAGAGGCGAGCGAUGGGGAUAUCGAGGUCGGGUGUCGGGGAGGAGACAUGGUGACGGGGUUAUCGGCCGGAUGCGAUCCGCAGGGGCUUGGGCCGGGGGGCGGCGUGGGGGGUGCCUGCACCGGGCACGGCAUCUCAAACCGCCGAACGAAAAACCCCAAGCGCGAUCUCCCAUCCGGGUCGGUGCACGGACGGGCCCGGGGUGGUGGCCGGGAAGGGGUGAGCAUCGGUCGGGUCGCCCGGGCAGCGGGGCCGGAGGAGAGGCCGGCCCUGCUGGGGCCCGCCGCGAGCAGGGCGGCUUCGGCGCUCGAAUGCUCGACCCCGCCUCGCUGUUGUGCCCACAGAGCGGGAGAGCCGCGCAAGAGGGGACCCCCGCGCACGGUUCGGGGAAACCACGAACGCGCCCGGCAGAGGCCAUGCUCAGACCGACGCGAGUGCGCCCCCACUCCACCCCACCCGAUGAUGCCAGAAAUCGUCCCGAGACAAGACCUCAUCCUGUUCCCACAUCACCCACCACCCCCGAUUCGGAAGUCACCUCCUCCCCUCCCUGGGCCAUCUCCCCCAAGUGGAUCGAUCUGCUCGGAUCCCGGUCCAUGAUCGUGCCCUCCCCGAUACCGACCAUAGGGUCCUUCCAUGAACGGAGACAGGGGGCGCCAGAUCGGCACUCAUCCCCGAUCGACCGGGGGGCUUGAACCGACGACCCCACCCGAAC